This is a messenger RNA of Oncorhynchus gorbuscha (pink salmon), 2857 nucleotides long. Its product is annotated as cyclic AMP-dependent transcription factor ATF-6 alpha-like. Lineage: Eukaryota; Metazoa; Chordata; Actinopteri; Salmoniformes; Salmonidae. The coding region runs from base 229 to 2142 and encodes 637 amino acids. The record is from RefSeq and is a predicted model, not a curated record. Gene Ontology annotation, cellular component: nucleus. Gene Ontology annotation, biological process: endoplasmic reticulum unfolded protein response; regulation of transcription by RNA polymerase II. Gene Ontology annotation, molecular function: RNA polymerase II cis-regulatory region sequence-specific DNA binding; DNA-binding transcription factor activity, RNA polymerase II-specific. The transcript is spliced from 16 exons.
CAUGUUGUCACAUAUGCUAAACUGGCAGUGAUACAAAGAUGAGUGCUCUAUCUAUCUCUAUGGUGGAAAGUCGACGCCAAACAAGGAAAUGUGACCACGUAUUCUUUGUUGUGACGAUUUUGAGAAUUUGUAACAUUAGCGAAAUGGCAGAGUUACGGUUGGAUUUAGACAGUAAUUUACAGUAUGGCCCUUUUGGCAGCGAUUUAGCGGAUAUUUGCAUUGACCAGGAUGGUGAAUGGGGUAGACAUCAACUUGUUUGAAGAACUUGAGAACCUAAGUGAUGCAGAGGAACUCCUUCAAGAAUUCGAGUUGACACCACGUGAUGAAACAGCACUGAAAGAGGUGAAUGACAUUAAUCUGUUACAAUGGAGAUCCUUCACCAGUGGAGAUACUGACACUUGCUGCACAGGUGUUGGAGUUCCUGGGUCCUCCCUAUCACCUGGAUCAGCACUCAGUGAUACCUCCUCACUGUCACCACUGUCUCUGAAACAGGAGGAUGCCGUGUCUGUGCAGCCUUUGCCGACAAUGCUCACUCCUGGAAAGAAAAUGCACAAGUGGGUCAGCCAAUCUCCCAGAGCCAAACCUACCAAGCGACCUGCCCACCCACCCCAGAGGGUGUCAAUCCAGCCCAAACCGCCCCCCUCUGUCCCUCUAACACAGCCUGUGGCCCCUUUUCUCAAAACCAGGACCAUUGUCAUCCAGCCCGUUAGCCUACAGACUGUGGUCUCAGUGGUCAAGGCACCACCGCCUGUGACCGUCCAUGCUACUGCCCCCUCUACUGCAGUUCACACAAUGCAUCUCAAGCCGAAACAGGUGAUUGGACCCCAGAUCACUUCCCCAGCCCCUGCCUUCCUCGCUGUCACCAACCAGGUGGUCACCAUGCCAACUGUCCCCCAUGUUACCAUGGGGACCACUGCCCUCACUGGCCAUGCCCAUCCCAUGACGGUGACCUAUCACAGCACAGCAGUGAACACUGAGGCGUGUGUGGUGCGGCGGCAGCAGAGGAUGGUGAAGAACCGUGACUCGGCCACACUCUCCAGGCUGAGGAGGAAAGAGGCCCAGCAGGCUCUGGAGGCCCGUCUCAGGGGGGCACUGUGUGAGAACCAGAGGCUGCUCCGGGAGAACGGAUCCCUUAGGACCCAGCUGGAUGGACUUCUCACGGAGAACACCGUUCUGAAGGUGACGGCUCCAAAGAGACGGGCUGUGUGCCUUAUGGUCGUCCUGGUCUUCUUCGUGCUCAACACGGGUCCCAUAAGUGUGUGGGAGUCAGAGGCCAGCAACUCCAGCCUGUCCACUGGGAAGCCACAAAGCAGCCGACAUCUGCUCAGCUUCUCCCCCGACCAACAACAGAGGCGAGGGGAGGAGACACCAGACCCACAGUCCCCACUGGAGCCCCUGGAGGCCCAGUACCCACAAUCCCACCAAUCCCAGGACAGGUGGGAGGAUUAUACCCCAGAGGAGAUGGCACUAGCUGUGGUCAAGAAGGAGUCUCUCCUGUUUGGGUCACCCUCCUCGCCCCCUUGCCAACCCCACUCUCCUGUCUCCAGGUCCAAGUCUCUCCGUCUGACUCAGAACUUGCGAGGCUGGGUUCAUCGACACGAAGAGGAGAGAACCAAGUCCACACGCUCUACCACUGAUCAGUCCAGACAUACAACAACAGAUCAGCACACAACCAAAACUGUCCUGAAGUCACCUGAGGAGAGACCCCAGAUGAACCAGUCCAGUAACUCCGUUGUAACAGUCCGCUACUCUGAUAGGCCAGGGAGUGAGGUUCAGGUGUACUACUCACGCCAUCAAAGCUACAGGGACUUCUUUGAUGAGUUAAAUCGACGAGGCGACACUUUCUACGUGGUGUCCUUUCGCAGGGAUCACCUUCUGCUCCCUGCAACUAACCACAGCAAGGGGAGCAGGCCAAAGAUGUCCUUGGUGUUACCAGCUAUUAAUGUGAAUGACUCUGUCAUCAAGGACGACACAUUUGAGGUGAUGAUGCAGAUUGACUGUGAGGUCAUGGACACCAAGAUCCUCCACAUCAAAACCUCCAGCAUCCCAGAGAUCCUACGCGCCAACACCACUGACUUCCAAUCCACCCAUGCCAACGGAAAGGCAUCAGCAUCGGUUGGUGUUCUAUCAGACUCUGCCUGAAAUUGGCCUUACCUAAAAGGCCUGGCAAUCUAAAAACCUAUCAUUUUAGCAUCAGAUUUGCACAUCCUCUGUCUUCCACAUUCCACAAGUCCUUGUGCCUCAGAUGUUCCAAAUCUAUUAAGACUUCUUAAGAAGUUGUCCAGCAACUGUUUACUUCCAUAUUGCUUGGUUUAGAGUGUCUGGUUCAUGUUAAAUGGACAGAAUGCCAGUGCAGGCAUCUACUGUAGGUCUUUAGGUAGAAUAAAUAGUGGACUUAAAGUUGAACCCUUUGGUAACCUUCACUGUCUUGACCCUACUGCUAUAGCAUUCUUUUAGAUGAGCAAAAAUGGAACUAAAUUGAAAAUAGCUUAAUACAAAACAUUCAUUGAUUCUGGACCCUAUUGAUGGAAUUGAGCCAUGUUAACAAGAUAUAUUGCACAUAUUUAAAAGUGAAUAGACCCAUCCUGUGAUAUUAUGCUUGUUGCUUUUUAAAGCCAUGUUGGUGACUGAGCAAAAUGAGACAUUCAAACAAUUAUACGCAAGACUCAUUUGUAUAUAUCAUACAAACAUCAUGUGAGAUGUGGCCAUGAUUUGCAUUAUUUGAAAUGUGUCAAACGAGGGUGUGAUAAUGACCUACUUUUGUUUGAGUCGCUUAAAGGUUUGUCAUGGUAUUUGCAGUACCUUCAAAAGGGUUUUCAGAAAUAAAACCAUGGACAGUAACAAGUCCUAAUAUUGA